AUGACAACCACCACACCUUCGCCAACCCAUCGAGCCGAGAUGAUGUUUCUAGGUAAAGAAUGUAAUCAUCCUGCGUGUCACCUGCACGACUUUUUGCCCUUUCAAUGUCCAGCAUGUCAUCUAUCAUUCUGUCAACCUCAUUUCCUCCCUUCCCAGCAUUCCUGUACUUCCCCUUUACCACCAUCGAUGGUCGAUCGGAUAGCCCCGAAGUGUCCGAUGUGUGAUGAGAUCGUCAAAUAUACCAGUUCAUCAAAUAUGGAUCCGAACGAGGCUGUCGAGAGGCAUAUACUCUCGGGUACAUGUACGGGCUUUCAAGGUGGAGAAGAACGUAAGAAGUUGGAGCUGAAAAGGAAGAAGCAGAAUGGUGAAAUUUGUUGGAAGAAGAAUUGUAACAAGAUGUUGGUGGUGAAAAUGCAGUGCGAGCAAUGUAAUCACUUUUUCUGUCCCACACAUCGUCAUUCGUCCUCCCACACCUGCACACCCUCCAACACACCUUCAUCAUCCAAUACCAACCUUGCCUCUUCCUCUCAACCAAUACGUCCAGCAGGUAAAGCAGCUUUAUCCAGACUACUUCCUCAAUCAAUGACUCCCCCCGUCGCAUCAUCAUCGUCCAAACCUAUUCCUGCACCUGCUCCAGCGGUCAAAGUCAAUUCUUCAUCUCCAGCGGUGGAUAGACCAUUAGAUGCCAAAGCAGCAGCUGCAGCAGCAGCCAUCAAGAGAGCAGGCCAGGAUGUGAAAGUACCAUUCGUAAAAACCAAGACUGAAAAGCGAUCACAAGCUGAACUCAACUCUACUAUCCAAGCGUUAAAAGCACGUCAUGAUAAAGGUUUACUCUCCAAAACCGAGGAGGUCAAAUAUGCAGAACUUUUAGCUGAACGUGAAUCCACAAAGAGGAAAUUCGGUACUGGUAUCAAAGACAAAGGGGGAAAUGAUAAUGGAAAAGGUAAUGGGAAAGGUGAUUGUUUAAUAGCUUGA
Messenger RNA from Kwoniella botswanensis, 975 nucleotides. RefSeq lists its product as uncharacterized. Lineage: Eukaryota; Fungi; Basidiomycota; Tremellomycetes; Tremellales; Cryptococcaceae. The transcript is spliced from 5 exons. Gene Ontology annotation, molecular function: zinc ion binding. The record is from RefSeq and is a predicted model, not a curated record. Gene Ontology annotation, cellular component: cytoplasm. Bases 1 to 975 code for a protein of 324 amino acids.